AUGGCCAACGCGUCGCAGUGCCUGGAGGAGGGCUCGGGGCGCUGGCCGCCGCCGGCCGGGCCGUACAGCGAGGCGCAGCGGCUGGCGCUGGAGGAGCUGGUGGCGGGCGGCCCCGAGUUGGAAGAUGGGAAAACUGUAGUAUUGGAAAUGAUUGCCCUGGUUAUGGAUUCCUUCACAGACACUGAUAUCUUCACAGACCUCUUGGAAGCCUGUAGCCAACGGCAAGUUAAAGUGUAUAUCCUUCUAGAUCAGUCUUCAUUUUCCCACUUUCUAAAAAUGUGCAAGGAUCUGGGAGUUGACCUUGAGCAGGAAAAGUUGAUGAGGGUUCGGAUUAUCACGGGGAGCACGUACUGCACCAGGUCGGGCACCAAAAUCAUUGGAAAAGUCCGUGAAAAGUUCAUGUUAAUUGAUGGCAUUAGAGUGACAACAGGCUCCUACAGUUUUACGUGGACAGAUGGGAAGCUGAACAGCAGUAACAUUUUGAUCCUGUCAGGCCCAGCAGUUGCACACUUUGAUGUGGAAUUUCGGAUUCUUCAUUCACGGUCAAAGCCUAUCAACCUCAAAGAGUUUUCUGGAUGCAAGAAGAACAGGGUGUGGGACCAGCUCUUCAGGAUAACAGUGGCGUCCAGAGACAUGACCAGGGAACACUUCCUGAGAAUGGAAUUUUUGUAUCUGAGAGCAUUUGUAGGAGAUCUGAAGAGGAAGAGGAGCUGGCUGCACGCCUCCAGGGAGGCUGUGUACACCCCAAAUAACACGAUGCACACCUCUCCCCCGCUGACUAAGAGGAAUGGCUCCCUGGUUAUGAGGCCACACUGGAUCAUAGAGAGAUGAAGUGCAUGUCCAUGCAGGGCAAGCAGCAGAACCUCAGGAACCACGUCCGUCCAUCCCUGUCCAGCACUGUCUUGCAGUGUGUUUGUGAGAGCAGCUGGCAAAGAAACCUCGGACUGAGAGAAAGUGAAACUGGAAUUGUGGCUGUUUGAAGAAUACUAUAAAGCCAUUAUUGACUUCUACUAUACUGUUAAAUUUCAUUUCUCAACCUGUUCAUGCAUGUUUUAAGCUGAUCGGUUGGCAGUGUCAUAGCUCAGUAGCUCAACCCUUUUUUUUUGGUUAAGAAAUCUAGGUAUUGAAAUUCAUAUUGCUUGAAAGUCUGUUCCAAGAUGAAAGCAGGCUCUGAAAUCAGUCUUGGUCUUGUACAAACUCUCCACCAACUGGUUCAUGACACAAACCAGGAGUAACCCUAAUCUAGAAGCCAGUAGGUCAGUACCACACUGCUACUCCUCCAGUGUUACAUUUUCUUCAUACGAAACUAUGCUGGCAGGCAGAACGAGCUAAUGUGUCAGCAAGCAAGGCUUUAGCAGUGACUGAAUUUCAAAUGCCUUUAUAUUAGAUUGUUUGGAUUGCUGGACAUCAUGCAAUAAAUGUGUGCAAGUGAUAGUAUUCUAAAGGACCCACUGUGUUUGUAGGAGAGCCAAAUGAGACCAAUUCCUUGGCAUUACCAGACAGGCUUUUUGUUAUCUUUGUGGCUGCUUCUGCUCUCUGGUGGGAAAAGCUCAGUAGAUCUGAAAUCUGUGAGGCUGGUGCCUCUUGACAAAGAGGCACCAGCUAAUUCCACCAAAAAUGCAAUGACACAGAAGUCAGGGACAGAACUAUCUUUAAGGUCUCUUGGAAGCUCAAUUUUUUAUUACUAUUUUUUAAUCCAUUCAUUUCUGGACGGAAAAAAAAUCACCCUCAAAUGAACAAACUAUCCUCCCAAAGAGCUGCACACUGAGAUCCUGCAGUUCCAGCAGCCUGCCAGUGCAGAUACUCAUUGGCCAAAACAAAGGUUUACCAUUUCUCAAUUGUUCUUGUGGCUCCUCUACUGCAAAAUACUCAGAUAUGUGCUUGUGGGUUCUGGGCUGCAGAGGGGAAGGGUCAAACUUGGCAGAGGAAUUUCAGCUAAACAGCAGCAAGGUGACAUUAGACUGGACAGAUGGAUCUUACAAAAAUGUACAUUGCAAAAAUGUACUGAUUAGUAUGCAACUAAUCUGGGCUUUCUUCUGCACUGACAGUCAUGGAAAUGUAAUCAUUCUGACUCUCCUAAUCUGUAAAUAUUCAGUAGUUUAUGGCUUCAUACUAUUAACUUCCAUCCAGAUGUAAGGAAGUUUGAAAUAUGUAUUUUUAUUCUUAGCUAUAUUUUCCAUAAAGGCAAACCCCAUACACUGUUGGACUCUAUGCAAAAUACUGUUUGUGCAGUCUUAUUUUCAUAAUAAUUAUCUGUAUAUAUUUUCUCAAGCAUAACUUCUCCACUUUGUUAUUAAUCUCAUUAUUUUAAUUGGCAGCUCUUUCCAUGUGGGAUUUUUUUCUCAACAAUUACUAAUAUAUUGAUGAUACAAAAUACUGCGAGCUGUGUUUAUUUUUGAUAGGGUGGACUUAGUAUCAAAAGUACAUUGAAACGUAUACUUAGAACUUUAAAUAACAUCAUAAUUAUAACUUAAUAACCUCUUUUACAUGUGGUUACUCAGCAUAACAAGUGACCAGGGAGGGUGGGUGUUGUGAGGUGCAGUUUGUGUUAAUCACCAUAACUGCACUGCUAGCGUGGGAAGUUAUAAGAAUACAAGAUGUGAU
Messenger RNA from Pyrgilauda ruficollis (rufous-necked snowfinch), 2604 nucleotides. Its product is annotated as protein FAM83D-B-like. The record is from RefSeq and is a predicted model, not a curated record. Lineage: Eukaryota; Metazoa; Chordata; Aves; Passeriformes; Passeridae. The coding region runs from base 1 to 831 and encodes 276 amino acids. The transcript is spliced from 5 exons. Gene Ontology annotation, biological process: regulation of ERK1 and ERK2 cascade; positive regulation of cell cycle G1/S phase transition; protein localization to mitotic spindle. Gene Ontology annotation, cellular component: mitotic spindle pole; cytosol.